Molecule: messenger RNA, 2338 nt
Organism: Odontomachus brunneus
Lineage: Eukaryota; Metazoa; Arthropoda; Insecta; Hymenoptera; Formicidae
Gene: Rab40
Product: ras-related protein Rab-40B
Exons: 4
Coding region: 595-1482 (295 amino acids)
Biological process (GO): protein localization to plasma membrane; intracellular signal transduction
Cellular component (GO): plasma membrane; synaptic vesicle; endosome
Molecular function (GO): GTP binding; GTPase activity
Source: RefSeq, a predicted model, not a curated record
UUGAUUCUUACUGUUAGAUCCCUAAAUCUAGACCAAUUACAUUAACGAAUUGCUCAACUGUUGUGCAACUGUUAAGUUCGCUGAACGCACCCAUUCUUUACAAUUGUCCCGAGCAGCGUGAAUACGAAUGUACUCGACCUUCGUGCUUUCGACGACGGCGCACACUUACGAACGCGCGAGGCACCAUGCACGGGGGCAGAACAGCAACAACGUUGGAGUAGACGUAACGCAGCGACACGGCGACGCGACGGUGAAAGCGAGGAGAAUCGCGGUUUUGUUUUGUUAUGAUUCACUUUUGCGCAUCUGGCAGCGAUAGCACGUCGCAAUCGGUCGCGUAGAGUUGCUCCUGCGAGAAGGACAAGCAGGUGAUUUCUCGGCCAACGAGCGUGAUCCAUGAGAGAGCGAUUAUCCUGUACGUGGUGCGAUGCGAUAGCUGGCGGAGGAACGUGCCGCUGCUCGUUGUCGCCGAGUUGGUGGUGGUGGUGGUGGGGGUCCUUCCGCGGAUCGUGAACACGGAGGAAAGCGAAGUGACAGGGCGAGCGUCGCUUCGCGGGUCGCCUACAGUAUGCUCAGGGUUUGCGACAGGCCGAUAUUAUGGCUGCAGGUGAGGCCAGCACGACGAAGCCUCGUCAAGAGAAGCAGUACGACUACCUGCUCAAAUUCCUGCUGGUGGGCGACAGUGACGUCGGCAAACAAGAGAUCUUGAGCGGCCUCGAGGACGGCGCCGCUGAGUCGCCGUUCUGCAGUGGCAGCGCUUACAAAACUACCACUAUCCUGCUAGAUGGCAAACGUGUCAAGUUACAAUUAUGGGACACAUCAGGCCAAGGCAGAUUCUGUACAAUUAUCAGGUCCUAUUCCAGGGGUGCGCAAGGUAUUCUCCUGGUAUACGAUAUCACCAAUAAAUGGUCCUUUGAUGGCAUUGAUAGGUGGCUGAAAGAGGUGGAAGAGCAUGCACCCGGUGUACCAAAAGUACUGGUCGGCAAUCGUCUUCACUUAGCCUUCAGGAGGCAAGUGGGGGAACGAGACGCGGAGGCUUACGCGGCUAAAAAUCGCAUGGCGUUCUUCGAGGUCUCGCCUCUCUGCGACUUCAACAUCCGUGAGAGCUUCUCGGAACUUUCGCGCAUGGCACUACACAGAAACGGCAUGGAAAGAUUAUUGCGACCCAACAAAGUGCUCAGCCUGCAAGAACUGGCGUGUCGUGCGAUAGUAGCCCGCACAACAGUCUAUGGUAUCGAUCAACUGCCAUUGCCCAUGUCCAUCAAGUCGCACCUAAAAUCGUACGCAAUAACAACUACGUCUCAACUGCGCUACAACGGUAAUCGUUCAUUGAGCUCCAGCAAGAGUUUAGGAUCGCAUCACCGGAAACUGCGAUUCGUUGUAGGUCAUCAUAAUAAUGGGCUUUCGACGCCAGGCAGUUCCCCCGGCAGCAUCACGGACUCCCGUACCAGUUGCGUCGGCCGCAACUCCUGCACGGUGUCGUGAGAGUGAAAAAAAACGGAAACUAAAAGAAAUCAGGGUAGCGGUUACUUACAAAGCUAAACGACACACAGCAGUAAUCAACGUUCUUCCUCUCCCCCUCUGUUUUGUCGAGAAUACAAACGCGUUUACGAUGUUGUUUCAUAAUUGAUAGUGAGUAUUGUUAGACUAUAUCAUGAGAUAAUAUAUAUUAUAUAUAUACAUACGAAAAUUCCGAUUUACCACUUGCUAGCGUUGACGGAUAAGAUCGGAUAAACUUGUUGCGUUUAUUAUACGAAGUACGUUUUAUAAUGUCUAUAUUUUAACAUUCGUGAAUCUUGCGCAUUUUACGAUGAUAAUUAACGAGCUUAAAAGAGAAAGAAGCAAAUUGUCGUAACCAGUGCCAUCCGUUGUAUGAGAUAGAAAGAGAGAGAGAGAGAGAAAAAAACAAAAGUGCAACGUUACGGUACACACAAGGUAGAGAAAUGAUUGAUAACUAUUAAGUACGUAUAUUACACGUACCGUCAAUCGCAGAGCUCGUGCAGGUUUUCCAUCGCGGGAGAGAACACGUUGGAAUUACGGAGUAAUAGACACAUAUACAUAUAUCACCGAUAUACGUUUACGCAACUCGAGUGUGCCCAUACGUUUUAAAAUCCUCAUGAGUCGCUUUGUUUUAUCUUUUUUUGGCUGUUGUUUGAAAAGCGUCCCAUUCCUUCACAAACGUAUCUCUGUGCGGAAUGUUUUUUUAAACAUGUGUAAGCAUACUGACGGGCGAGUAAUGAACUGAAAAGUACAAGUUCACUAAGUCUACAGUGGUUGUGGUGUAGACUAAUGAUAAUAUAAGUCUAGGAAGUUUAGAGCAGCUAACUCGGUAUAUUAGUUA